This is a messenger RNA of Mesorhabditis spiculigera, 678 nucleotides long. The record is from the annotation of a GenBank genome assembly. Lineage: Eukaryota; Metazoa; Nematoda; Chromadorea; Rhabditida; Rhabditidae.
AUGAUCGAGCGCUUCUCCCAAAUCCCCGGCGGCGUCGACACCAACGAGUGGCUGGCGACGCAUACCCUCGCCCUGUUCGACCACGUCAACGCGUUAUGUGGCAGCAUAUCGGAAUUAUGCACGCCGGUGACGUGUCCGGCAAUGUCGUUUCCCGGCACGAGCAAAGCCAUCUUCGUGGACGAGCGAGGGAAACGGCACACCUACACGGCUCCCCAAUACAUCGAUUGCGUGAUGUCAUUUUGCGAGCAAAACUCUAAAAACGAGGACUUCUUCCCUACCAGAUACGGUUCAACAUUUUCGGGUGACUUCCAAGGGCACUGCCGACGGGUAAUACGGCUACUAUGGCAAUGCUGUGGCCAUUUGUACACAAAUCAUUGGGAUCAGAUGGGCGUUCUCGACCUUCGGCCACAAUGCGCAAUGGUGCUGGCGCACAUGUCGCAGAUCAGCAAAAUCUUUGGACUGCUCGAGCCCAAGGAUCAGCAGCUGGUCAACAACACCGUGCAGCUGAUCCGUCCCGCCUACGUCCCAGUGAUGCCACUCUCAACGAGGAGCCCCUCAACACUACCACUAGGCGCGGAACCCCCACGCUACUCCCGGGUCCCCUCAUCAAAAUCAGGGUCCUGGGGCGGUCACCCGACCACCCAAGUAUUAUCCGCCAAACCCUAUGCCCAGACGUGU